AUGGAAUUUCUUGGAACCAUUCAGACAGCGAGUUACUGUGGCUCCAAGAAAGACUGUGGCUUGCAGUGGCCGCCCCCUGCUGGGCAGGACCCUGAGGUACAGGCGUGCUACCAAUCUUUUCACCUGCCCAGGUGCCGCUCUGCGUGGAGACCCAGAGUCUUCUACAAUAUCACCACCACCCAGAAAAGCCAGGAGGAUAGCGCAGGUGACCGGGGACUGUCCACAAUUCUGCCCUCGCUCCACUCCCCGCACUCCAAUCGUUAUACCCAACGCGAAUGGGCCCGCUCUAAUGAUCUGCUGAUCUGUAAUGCAGAGGCAUCGCGGCUCCGCGCCAGCAGGCUGACAGACGACUCCUUGAGGAUCAUGCAGGAUAAGGAGCAGCUGACACGCCAGAUGCAAGAGGGAACCUUCCGGAACCUGGGCCAGAGGCUCUCCGACAUCCGCUUCUGGAAGUCCGGGUUGUGCCAUGAGCGGGACAUGCUUAUGGCGGAGAUCAACCGCAUGAAAACCCUCAAGAUGCGCUUGGAGUGCGCCGCUAAGGAGGUGAACUGUCCCCUGCAGGUGGCCCUGGACUGUCUGUACAGUCAGGAGAAAAGGAUCGGGAUUAACCUGGUCCAUGACAACGUGGAGAAAAACCUCCUCCGGCAAGCAGAUUUACUAAAAUGUUGCCAAGAUCAGAUGAGAAAAUUAGCUAAACUAAUUGAUUCCCAGAUGCAAGAUAAUCGAGAUGCUCAACAUGUUCUAGAGCAAGACAUCGCGGACAAGAGCACUGCACAGUCUAUUGACGAGAGAUGCUUAAACUUAAAAAACACAUCUGAAUCCAUUAACUUCUUCCGUGGCAUGGAGAACUUUGACGAAAUGGUCUCCGUUCCUGAAACCUGGGCCGUGUUCAGCAAUAACAACAUCAGACACGCUCAGACUAUGCGGGCCAAGUCUGUCCAGCUGCGGGAGGAAGCAGAGCACCUAUUUGAGACCUUGACAGCCCAGGUGUGGAGGCAGUUUACCAACAUCAACCUGGCCUACCAGUCUGCCCAACCUGGAGUUCUACAGGGGUGUGGCAAACACCAAAUAAGACCCAGCAGCUGCAGAGCAGUCUACUAG
Messenger RNA from Mus pahari (shrew mouse), 1101 nucleotides. Its product is annotated as tektin-5-like. The record is from RefSeq and is a predicted model, not a curated record. The transcript has a single exon. Lineage: Eukaryota; Metazoa; Chordata; Mammalia; Rodentia; Muridae. Gene Ontology annotation, cellular component: microtubule cytoskeleton; sperm flagellum; nucleus. Gene Ontology annotation, biological process: cilium movement involved in cell motility; cilium assembly. Bases 1 to 1101 code for a protein of 366 amino acids.